Messenger RNA from Daphnia carinata, 2394 nucleotides. Its product is annotated as G1/S-specific cyclin-D2-like. Bases 419 to 1369 code for a protein of 316 amino acids. Lineage: Eukaryota; Metazoa; Arthropoda; Branchiopoda; Diplostraca; Daphniidae. Gene Ontology annotation, molecular function: cyclin-dependent protein serine/threonine kinase regulator activity. The transcript is spliced from 5 exons. Gene Ontology annotation, biological process: mitotic cell cycle phase transition; positive regulation of G1/S transition of mitotic cell cycle; regulation of cyclin-dependent protein serine/threonine kinase activity. Gene Ontology annotation, cellular component: cyclin-dependent protein kinase holoenzyme complex; nucleus; cytoplasm. The record is from RefSeq and is a predicted model, not a curated record.
GGGCGCUCGAAUCGAUUGGACGGAGCACCUAUAGAAAAACACACAGGGAAACAUACCAAGUUUUUCAACGUGUUCAUGCCACCUGUUACAAUCCCCACUUCACCAACAUUCAGUUGAAUCCUGCAGCACUGGGGACUGGGCCCGGACAACCUUCAUUUUUUUUUCUGUCUUCUCAUCUGACGUCAUUACGACCCUGGACUGAAAUUGCGUGAGUGUCUGUACGCUGACCUCCCCUGCAAAAGUGAAGCAGGUUCUUUUUUGCCUUGCCGAGAGAGACCUGCCAACAACAAAAACAACAAGUUUUCCCACCGUCUCAAGUCGCAUAAUGCUGCACGCUCAUUAGGAAACGACAACAUUCGCACAGACUCGAAGGCGCCCGUCGUUGUAUUUCUCUCCCUCUUCUGUAUCAAAAUCCAUCAUGGAGGAUCUGUUUUGUUGUGAAGCCCGAGUGGAUUUUGAAUGUCGCGCCUAUGCCGAUCCCGUCUUGAUGAAAGACUGCCGUGUCCUUCACAAUUUACUUUCAUCUGAAGAACGGCACGUCCUCUCCUCUUCCUACUUUGAUUGUGUUCAGUCCGAGUUGAAACCCCACAUGAGGAAAAUUGUCACCGAAUGGAUGCUUGAGGUUUGCGAAGAACAGCAGUGCCAACCUGACGUUUACUGGUUGGCCGUCAACUACAUGGAUCGCUUCUUAAGUGUUAGUCCCAUCACCAAAAGCCGUCUGCAGUUGCUGGGCGCAGUCUGCCUAUUCCUGGCCUCCAAACUCAAAGAAACAUCUCCCCUCACAGCCGACAAGCUCGUCCUCUACACAGAUCGCUCUAUUAACUUUGACGAACUAUGGCAAUGGGAGUUAUUGGUCUUGAGUCGGCUCAAGUGGGACAUUUGCUCCAUCACGCCGCACGACUUUGUCGACCUCCUCAUGACUCGGUUGGAUGUCAGCAACCCUUGGGGUCCAGUUAGACGGACUGCUCAUGGUUACAUUGCUCUCUGUGCUCUAGAGUACAAGUUUGCCAUGUGCCCGCCUAGCAUGAUUGCCUGUGCUUGCGUCGUUGCUGCUAUCCGAAACGAACUCGAUCCUACCAUGUCAGCCACAGAUUUUACUGUGAACGACAUUAUCGCCCAGUUACAAACCAUCACUCACAUUGAAACUGAAAUCUUGCGCGGAUGUUUUGAACAAGUGGAUGAAUUUCUACGAUCAUUGGCUCCUCCGGCUCUGAUUGCUUCUUGUGAUGUGUCAUCAAACGCUUCGUUGGGUCUCGUUUCAUGUUCGAACGAGUCCAAUAUUCCUUCCAACUUGUCCACUGCCGCCAUCACCAAAAAUGAGCAUGAAAAAGCUGGAACACCCACUGACGUCCGGGAUAUUCACUUUUGAAUGGACCGAGUUUCUACGUUUCCAUUUUUUAUAAAGAAAACAAAUGGAGCCCUUUGUAUACAAUUUUUUUUAUACAUCUAUAGAUACCAACGAAUUAUUACCUCUUUUAAAGAAACCCCAUCCCUGCCCGACAAUUUUAUAACAGUGUAAACAUCGUACAAUCGGACAUUGUUCCAAAAGCCCUGCCAUUCCUCCCCCUUCCCAUGUGCCACAAAACAGAGAACACUAAAAUUUAGUGUACCCCACGAUUCGUUUUUUUACAGAUAAAAAUGUAGCAGCAAAAACCACAAGUGCCGUCGACCCGGUCGAACCCUUUUGAUAAUUCAGCCGUUAUAUCUUCCACUCAGGAAAUCCUCUCGCACUCUUACAUAACAAGAUCUACACUUUGUCUGCUUCCCAAAGUGUAUACGAUUCCCCCCUCCAACAGCCUUUAAAAAAAAAAAAUCCUACUUUAUGUGUCAUUACAUAUUACGCUCCAAGGUCUUUUGAGCUUUUGACUCCCCCUCGCCCCUUCCACCUGCCCCCGUUUGCAAAUUCCCUGGUGUCCUAGUCACAGACAGCAAUGUUCCAUCAUUUUUCAUGUGUAUUCUACCGCCAUUGUUUUUUUUUUCUUUUUAAUAAUUGUAUAUUCAUUUUGUUCAGUCGCUAACCUCUUCAAAAAUAUGCCCUAUUAUCUUCAUACAGGUUUUUAAAGGGAGAAUUUUUAAUUCUUGGUACCUGAAGAGGUUAAAUUGCACAUCAAUGUGCACUCGUUUAUUAUGUCUUUGAUUUUUACGCUGUCAAUCCGAAAAGUGAUGGGAAACAUAAGAAAAAAAAAAAAAAUAAUAAAAGAUGGGAAUGGAAAUAAUUUGAUGUUAUACAAAGACCACACAAGUGUCGUACAUAUAUCUAUUAUGUUGUGCCGCCAUUUCGUUUUUGUGAAUUAUAUGUAGUUCUUUGAAGAAUGUUGUACCAUCCAUUUGUGAUCAGUUGCAAACGCUUUUGUGACAUUUAACGUAAACGUGCGUUUCAUGUCACUCCUUCUU